GGCCCCUCCUCGAGCCCCGGCCCAGUCCCGCGGCCUGCGGUCCCCCGCGCAAGGCUCGGCGUGAAGGUCUCAAACAGCGUCUCCGGGGACAUGGGGUCGCUGGUCUGGACGCUGGCGGCCGGCGUGCUGCUGGCGCUGACGCUGUCGCCGGGCUGGGUGGGCGCCCCGAGGAGCAGCCGGCGGCCGGCGCGGGGCUGCGCGGACCGACCCGAGGAGCUCCUGGAGCAGCUGUAUGGGCGGCUGGCGGCCGGCGUGCUCGGCGCCUUCCAGCACACGCUGCAACCGGGCCCGCGCGAGCAGGCGCGCAACACAAGCUGCCCGGGGGGCCGGCCCGACCGCCGCUUCCGGCCGCCCACCCCGCUGCGCAGCGUGUCACCCUGGGCCUACAGGCUGUCCUACGACCCCACCCGCUACCCUCGGCUCCUGCCGGAGGCCUACUGCUUGUGCCGCGGCUGCCUGACCGGGCCGCGCGGGGAGGAGGACCUGAGCCUUCGCAGUGCGCCCGUGCUGCUGCCCACCGUGGUGCUGCGCCGCACUGCGGGAUGCGCUGGUGGCCGUUCCAUCUACACCGAGGAAUAUGUGGCGGUGCCUGUGGGCUGCACCUGCGUCCCCGCGCCCGACCGCGACGCGCCAGCCGCCUCCGGAGGGGACCGUGACGGAAAAGACCGGACCCGGCACCCAGGCCAUCAAGAACGGGACAGGGACCUGCGCAGGCCUGUCCGCCCAGAAACGGGACAGUGACCCGGGCAGGCCGAGCUCGCCGGCGUCCCGCUUCUUCUAGGUGGAAGUCAGUGCACAGCAGAUGGAACUGACAGGGGUUGGCCUAGUGCAGGGAAACCGAGGCUGGGACAGGACAGGUCACAGACCACCUCUGAGGCUGCAGAUCCCGCCCCAGGGCCCAGCUUCUAUGUGCAGGGGACACCGGGCUAGGGCAAGCAGGAGGCCACAGCCUCCAUACAUAGGUAGGUGGUAGCCGCUUUUCAAGACAUCUUUUUAUAAAAAGAAUAUAUACCUACUUGUUUUCUAUAGGGGCAGAAACUAUUCUUAUAUUAGCAAUUUUGAAUAUGAAUAUAGAUUUUUUUUUUACCUGACACAGAAACGUUUUAUAAACCUUAUUUUUAUUUCUUCUGCUAGGUUUCAGAAGCACAGUUGAAAUCCUCAGAUAAACUCUUUUGGGUGGGUACCUGAGUCUCUGAAGCCAGCCUGUCUCCAACUGCCAGCAUAACCAGGUGGACAGGGCUGAACCUGACAUGCCCGUCUAUCUGGUGACAAUCUCCAGAGGCUGCUAGAGGAAUAAAAGGGAAGUGUAAUAGGCUCUGGUCACCCCACAGACACCCCAGAAAUCCUAAACUUGGGUUUAUUCAUGAGUGUAUCCAGAGCUGGUUUACUCAGGACAUUUCUUUUCACUUUUCAAAAUCAGUGGGGCCAAUUUGUGGGAAAGAGGCGGUGAGAUAAGGCAACAUGUGGAAGGAGACAUCUUUGCUGGCUCUCAAAAGGAACCUAACUCUUGGCUGUUUUAAGGGCUUCUGGAACUAGCAACAUAGGAGGGGUAAGUGGGCCAAAUUAACAAUUUCUAAAACAUGGUAUUGAGACUCCUUGUCUACAUAUUGCAAUGUGAGCCAAAUCCUUACUCUUAAGUUGGAAGUCUGUCUCUGAACACAAUGAUUUGUAAAAGUGACAAGUUCUUUUUAAAUCAUUAAAACAAGUGU
Messenger RNA from Pteronotus mesoamericanus, 1709 nucleotides. It is a transcript of the gene IL17D, whose product is annotated as interleukin 17D. Bases 91 to 741 code for a protein of 216 amino acids. The record is from RefSeq and is a predicted model, not a curated record. Gene Ontology annotation, molecular function: cytokine activity. Lineage: Eukaryota; Metazoa; Chordata; Mammalia; Chiroptera; Mormoopidae. Gene Ontology annotation, cellular component: extracellular region. Gene Ontology annotation, biological process: inflammatory response. The transcript has 3 exons.